UUAGGCAUAUGCAUAGUAAGUAAAUAUAAACACGGUAUUCAAAUUUCUAAAUAUUCUACAUGUAGAUAAAAUAAUUUAAAUUUGCGAUCUGCGUUAUUCUCAAAAAUAAUUUGAACUUAAAUGUUGUGGACAUAAGUUAAAGUGAAAUUAUCAUAUUAAAAUACCUAAUCUGACUUUUACUAAUUUUAUGAAACGUGUAGGACGAUAUUUGGCGAAAAAGAUUUUUCCAUUAUAAAUAUUAACAAAAAUAACUAUCACUGUUAAACAGUGCAUCGAAUGUUUAUUUCUACCUAUUAUGAGCAUUACCAGAAAUUUAAGUUUAAUUUUGAGCAAAGUACCUGUUAUUAAAGAAAAGUUAUUUUCACAAAAAUAUUUACUUUAUACAAAUGUAACAAUAUCUAUUUCUCUUUCUGCCAUAGGAGAUGUAUUAGAACAACAUUAUGAAAUAUUGAAGAAUGAAUGGGAUAAAUGGAGUAUAAAUAGAACACGAAACAUGGCAUUAUCUGGCAUGUCUAUUGGUAUAGUAUGUCAUUAUUGGUAUAAAUAUCUAGAUAAUAGAUUACCAGGUCGUACGAUUGCUAUUGUUUUGAAAAAGGUUGUUAUAGAUCAAUUAGUGUGUUCUCCACUUUGCAUCACAAUGUUUUUUUUAACAUUAGGUAUUUUAGAAAAAAGUACUUGGACAGAAUUAAAAGGUGAAAUUAUUAAGAAAGCACAUAGAUUGUACAUAGCAGAAUGGGUUAUUUGGCCACCAGCCCAAAUUUUUAAUUUUUACUUUCUGCCAAAUAGAUAUAGAGUACUUUAUGAUAAUACUAUAUCUCUAGGCUAUGAUGUGUAUACUAGUCAUGUGAAACAUGAUAAUUUAAUACACAAUGCAAGAAAUAAUUUGCAUUAAUAAAUUUUUAAGGUAGACGAAUUAUCUAAGUAAAUAUAUAAGUAAUACAUAAUGAUGUUAUUUAAAAAAAAUAAUAAAUAACUACAAGUUAUAAAUUGUACAUGUUCUAUUUAUCAAUCUAAAAGAUGAAAAUAUAUACAUAUAAAUAAUGUAUAAAUAUUUUAGAAACAGAAA
This is a messenger RNA of Bombus pascuorum, 1066 nucleotides long. RefSeq names its product mpv17-like protein 2. NCBI's taxonomy places the organism in Eukaryota, Metazoa, Arthropoda, Insecta, Hymenoptera, Apidae. Gene Ontology annotation, cellular component: cytoplasm; membrane. The transcript is spliced from 3 exons. The coding region runs from base 296 to 892 and encodes 198 amino acids. The record is from RefSeq and is a predicted model, not a curated record. Gene Ontology annotation, biological process: mitochondrial ribosome assembly.